This is a messenger RNA of Aspergillus campestris IBT 28561, 1200 nucleotides long. Its product is annotated as putative cyclin-dependent protein kinase complex component. The transcript has 2 exons. NCBI's taxonomy places the organism in Eukaryota, Fungi, Ascomycota, Eurotiomycetes, Eurotiales, Aspergillaceae. The record is from RefSeq and is a predicted model, not a curated record. The coding region runs from base 1 to 1200 and encodes 399 amino acids. Gene Ontology annotation, cellular component: cyclin-dependent protein kinase holoenzyme complex; nucleus. Gene Ontology annotation, biological process: regulation of cyclin-dependent protein serine/threonine kinase activity. Gene Ontology annotation, molecular function: cyclin-dependent protein serine/threonine kinase regulator activity; protein kinase binding.
AUGCGCGCCUCACACCCCACGGCCCAUGGACCUACUGUCGACUACACCACCCGUCCGGCGGUGGACGACCCCGCCUCAACACCCACCGACCCCUCGCGACCGGCCAGUCACUCCUCCCCCGCGUCGCCCCGACUCCGGCCGACCUUCCGGUCCCUGCGCUCGCUGGGCGGGUCGGAGGCGAGUUCGCCCAGCCGCAUCAAGGUUCGCGACCUCUCCCACAUCCAGAGUCUGGCCAGCGAGGAGUUCCUCGCCCCCCGCCAGGGAGACCAGUGGUCGGGGGCCUGGGCGCCGGACCGGCAAUAUGAGAUCAGCUCCAUGCCCGUCACCGACAUCAUCGAGAUGGUGGCGGGCCUGCUGACCAAGAUCACCACCACCAACGACGCGCAUCACGAACAGGUUCAUCGACACAUCCCCCCCGCCGAUGGCGCGUCCAAUCUCAGUCCCCAGGCCACCAGCGUCCUGGCGUUCCACGGCAAGAACGUCCCCAGCAUCAGCAUCCUGAGUUACCUGACGCGCAUCCACAAGUACUGCCCCACCACGUACGAGGUCUUCCUCAGUAUGUUGGUCUACUUCGAUCGCAUGACCGAAUUGGUCAAGGGCCAAGUGGGCUGCCUCCAGCGCCGUACCGCGCCCAUCCAGUCCGAUUUGUCCGCCCCGUCGGGGGAGUCCUCGGCGCAGACGUCGCCGAUUGUGACGCCGCCGCCGUCGGCAACCAUGGCUGCGCAGGACCCCUCGACCCCCUCGUGUAUAUCCCCGUCCCUGCAUCCUCAGGAUGGAGAGGACCCGUUGUCCCAUUUCUUCGUUGUCGAUAGUUUCAACAUCCACCGGCUGGUCAUCGCGGGCGUGACUUGUGCCAGUAAAUUCUUUUCCGAUGUAUUUUAUACUAAUUCGCGAUAUGCUAAGGUCGGAGGCCUCCCGUUGCUGGAGCUGAACCAUCUCGAGUUACAGUUCCUCCUCCUCAAUGAUUUCCGCCUCUCCAUCCCCGUCGAGGAACUUGAGGCGUACGGCACGAUGCUGGUGGACUUUUACGCCCGCGAGAUUCUCGCCCAGAAGCAACAAUCCUCGCCGCCGUCGGUUGGGAUCCCUCGUCCGAUGGACCCAUCUCCGUCUGACACCUCGUCGGAUGCUAUGUACAUGCGAACCCGCGACCGGCCCCAUCCUCGCGAACCGGAAGUCCGCCAGACCCCGACACCACCCUAG